GAACGCGCAUCAAAUUAGCAUCGAUGAAGUUUGUGCGAACAUGGCGGAUUUCCUGCCGACCAGGUCCGUGUUAAAAGUUUGUCUACCCGUCUGCCUGCUUAACAGCGGCGAGGUGGAACAGCUGAGAAAGUCCAAAGAGAUCGACAGAUGUCUCUCCAAGGAGAAAACGUACGUAAAACGGCUGGUAAAGAUCCUGCUGCUCGGCGCUGGCGAGAGCGGCAAGUCGACUUUCCUCAAACAAAUGCGGAUCAUCCACGGCCAGGACUUCGACCAGCACGCCCGAGAGGAGUUCAAAGCAACGAUUUACAGCAAUGUUAUCAAAGGCAUACGUGUGCUGGUGGAUGCACGCGAGAAGCUGCACAUCCAGUGGGGUGAUGAAGACAACCAGCAGCACGGUGACACCAUGAUGGCGUUCGACACCCGCUCAUCCAAGAUGGCCAGCGGGCAGCUCGAGACGUCGGUUUUCUUGCAGUACCUGCCCGCCAUUAGGGCCCUGUGGGCAGACUCGGGCAUACAGAACGCCUACGAUCGCCGUAGAGAGUUUCAGCUGGGUGAGUCAGUGAAGUAUUUCUUGGAUAAUCUGGAUAAGCUUGGCGACCUGGAUUAUCUUCCCAGUCAACAGGACAUCCUGCUGGCUCGUAAACCCACUAAGGGCAUCCAUGAGUAUGACUUUGAGAUCAAGAACGUUCCCUUCAAGAUGGUGGAUGUGGGAGGGCAGCGGUCAGAGCGGAGGCGCUGGUUCGAGUGUUUUGACUCUGUCACCUCAAUCCUCUUCCUUGUCUCCUCCUCUGAAUACGACCAGGUGCUGAUGGAGGACAGGCAGACCAACCGGCUUCGCGAAUCCCUCAACAUCUUCGAGACCAUUGUCAACAACCGUGUCUUCAACAAUGUUUCGAUCAUUCUCUUCCUCAACAAGACAGACCUGCUGGAGGAGAAGGUCAAAAACGUUCCCCUCAAGGACUACUUUCCCGAAUACGACGGGCCGGAGCACAGCCUGCCGGACAUCCAGGCAUUCAUGGUGGAGUGCUUCCGGGACAAGCGUCGCGAUGGUACUCAGAAGCCCCUGUACCACCACUUCACCACGGCUAUCAACACGGAAAACAUCAGGCUGGUGUUUCGGGAUGUCAAGGACACCAUCCUGCAUGACAAUCUCAAACAGCUCAUGCUCCAGUGACCUCUGACAGCCUGUGAAAAUAGAGGACCUGAACAGGGACAGACCACCCCCCCCCCCCCUCGACCAUGAAGAGGACAUGGGAGAGAGCAGUGUCAGAAGAAUCCAGUAGACAUCAGCGUUCUUCUUCAGACAUUUUUAUAUUAGUUUUUACUCAUUGAAGAGUUGGCCCUCUUGUAAGUUCAGGAUUGAGAGGAAUGAGUAAGCCGUGCAGACCGUGGUAAUCUAGAAAGGCAAGAAGCCUUGUUUGGAUCUUUGAUAACAUCUGAACCAUGCUGCUUCACCUCCUCUGUCCUCAGCUCUGCAUUUCAGCAGAACUUGCUGAGGCUUUUUUUCUCUCAAGGUGUCAGUGCUGGUGCCAGCAAAAGGUUUUACAAACGAGGCAUAUGGUUUCCAAAACAAUGCAGGAAUUAACCACAGUGAAAUAAUCUUUAAUUAGCAAUACUGUAUGUGUCAGAGCUGAUUUGUCAAACACUGAAUUAAUCUAGUCCAAAUUCACUGUUAUGUCUGUUGAAGGUUGUUGCUAAGUCCUUUUACUCUGUAGGUGAGUUUGUCACACCAUUCAUCUUCCCGUUGGCGGUCAUGAGCUUUUCUUCGUUCUGGAUCAGCAGGUCCAAGGUGUCCGAUCGGAAACGGUCGAAUUACCGUCAGUCACAUUCCGAAUGGUUAAAGAUACGAGGAGUGAACUGGCUCCAGCACUGGCAUCUUGUUUGCAGAAAACCGCUUGAAGAGGGCACAACCACCAGACUGAAACUUUUAAUGCCUUUUGACAUAAUUUCUUAAGACUUAAUCAUUAUUUAAAUGUUGCUUUAUUAUUAAAUCUUUAAUCAGAUAAUUAAUAUGCCAGUUUCCAUGCAAAUUGUCCCUCAUUUUUGGCUGUUCAGAGGGUAGAAAGAUUACCUUCUUGGGCAGGUGUGCCAGUUAGUGAACGAUACAGUCCACUGUUUUCUCAGGGUUGAAUCAAAGCCGGUGUCGAUGCUGAUAUAAUUGUUGACGAGCUCACUGAAUAUUCUGAUUAUAAUUUUUUUUUUUUUUUUAAAUAAAUCUGAGUGGUGCAACUCAGCUGUUAGCCGGGUGGUGUUUAGCACCGUAUUCUCCUGGCCUUGACCACUGACAUUGAUGCAGAACUCCCCCCUCUUUCUCAUCUGUGAUUAGAUGCCUUGCAAAGGGACAGCCCUCCCCUGUUUGCAUGUUUGAAUCAUGAAUGUGUGUUAAUAAAUGUACAGAGAUUUGCUCUAGAUUGUUUGAAUAUACUGUAACCGACAUUAAUGUGGUAAGAUGUAACCCAUCAUGUGAGUAUCUGUUUUGGCACUGACUCCAGGCAUCUCUGAAAAACCCUUGAACAGUUUUUGUUUUGUUUUUUUCAUGUGUUUAGAUUUCCUUCAAAACUACAUUAUGAAUUAUGUGACAACAAAAAAAAGAAAAAAAGCUACUGGAGUUGAAUACUUCUGUCAGUGACUGUAUUCUGUAGGGGGGCAAUCUUUGUUAGACAAUUUCCAGGCACUGUUAAAAUCUCUGCUUCUUUGCCAAAAAAUCACCCAAUGCUUUUUUCAGGACCGUUCACAGUGGCAGUCUCCAGUUUUACUCCAAACAUGUAGCUCAUGAGAACUUAACUCUGCUUCCAGUCCUGGCUUUGUAAAUACUGUAAUCUGUUGCCAUGUAAAUAAUAUCCAGGUUUAUCUCUUAUAUGUAAAUGGUUGUAGAAAUGCCAGAUUUUUUUUUUCCAUUCUGAAUUUGUUUUGUUUGUUUGUUUUUUUUUCAAAUCACAGCUUUUCCAAUGAAGAUGGAUGUAGUGGUAUUUUGUGUAAUUUUUUUCCUCCAUCAUGCCUUUUUUCAAAAAAAAAAAAAAAAAAAUCAUGCUCGUGUCUCAUGCCACUCUAACCUUAUCAAUAAA
Archocentrus centrarchus (flier cichlid) is the source of this 3065-nucleotide messenger RNA. RefSeq names its product guanine nucleotide-binding protein subunit alpha-13. Lineage: Eukaryota; Metazoa; Chordata; Actinopteri; Cichliformes; Cichlidae. Gene Ontology annotation, molecular function: GTPase activity; D5 dopamine receptor binding; guanyl nucleotide binding. The record is from RefSeq and is a predicted model, not a curated record. The transcript has 5 exons. Gene Ontology annotation, biological process: adenylate cyclase-activating G protein-coupled receptor signaling pathway; Rho protein signal transduction. Bases 41 to 1174 code for a protein of 377 amino acids. Gene Ontology annotation, cellular component: brush border membrane; cytoplasm; heterotrimeric G-protein complex.